CUGCCGCUGUCAGGAGGAGGGACCGAUUAUGCGCUUAUUGCAGUAGUGUAAAUCGCUAAAUAAGCAGAUGUGGAUGUGUCGUACCCGACUGUCGUCAGUAUCAUUUGAUUGGGACUAAAGGAUGGCAGCAAAGGAGGAUCUUUACUCAAAGAUUAUUCCGCGCAGACUGAGACAGAACAAUUGCGUCUCUGUCAAACAUGGAUCCAAUCUGGACGUGCUGCUGUCGAUGGGAUUUCCUCAGAUGAGAGCGCUGAAAGCUCUGGCAUCAACUGGAGGCAGAAGCGUUCAGCUUGCAUGUGACUGGCUUUUCUCACAUUUGGAUGACCCUUUCCUGGACGACCCUUUACCCAGAGAGUAUGUGCUCUACCUGCGCCCCAGUGGGCCUUUACAAAACCAGCUUUCCCAUUUUUGGCAGCAGUCUCGCUUGACUUGUGGAAAGAACAAAGCUCACAACAUAUUUCCACACAUCACACUCUGCCAGUUCUUUAUGUGUCCAGACAAUAAACUAGUGGCUCUGUGUGAAGCUCUGCAGUCUACAGUGAAUCAGUGGAGAGGACGCUUCCCCAGCCCUUUGCCCCUGGAGCUCUACACCUCCACCAACUUCAUUGGCCUCUUUGUGGAGGAGCAGGUGGCUGAGACACUGAAGAAGUUUGCGGCUGACUUUGCUGUGGAGGCUGCCACUAAAGCUGAUGUCCAUGUGGAACCACAUAAAAAGCAGCUUCAUUUGACUCUAGCCUAUCACUUCCCAACCAAUCAUUUUUCUUCCUUGGAAAAGUUGGCAAGAGGGAUUGAGGUAAAGCUGGGUUGUGACUGGCUAGCUGCCCUCUUUUCACGGGACAUACGAUUUGCGAAUCACGAGACUUUGCGAGUGAUGUACCCCUACACUCCUCAGAAUGACGAUGAGCUGGAACUGGUGCCAGGAGACUUUAUCUUCUCAUCUACAGUGGAGCAAAUGAGUACCAGUGAGGGCUGGGUGCACGGCACGUCUCUGGGAACAGGCAUCUCUGCACUGCUGCCGGAGAAUUAUGUGAGCCCUGCUGAUGAGUCUGACACGUGGGUUUUCCACGGAUCACACUCCUUCUUUUGUACUUCUCCUUCGGAAAAGUGUUCCAAAGAGAGCAAAGCAUUGGAUGGGCUGCUCAACCUUCGAUGCUUUGAAAACUCAAAGCUGGGGGAGUCUGCCAUCUUGAGUGUUAUUUGCCAACCAAUGCAGGUGCUUCGCUCCAACAUGCAGUCUCGGACCCCUAAAAGGACCCUGUUUGUAUGUCGGCAUGGAGAGAGAAUGGAUGUUGUGUUUGGGAAACACUGGUUCUCACAGUGUUCUGACUCCAAAGGCAGGUAUGUAAGGAGGAACCUGAAUAUGCCUGCUGCACUGCCCGCCUGGGGUGGAGCGCACAGGGACUAUGAAAUGGAUGCUCCUAUCACAGUGGUUGGAUCUACACAGGCUAAGACAGUGGGUGAGGCUCUGCUGGAAAGUAAUACCAGUAUUGAUUUUGUGUACUGCUCGCCCAGCCUCCGAUGUGUCCAGACAGCUCAUGAAAUUCUCAGAGGAAUGCAGCAAGAUGGCACAAUAAGCAUUCGAGUUGAGCCUGGGCUUUUUGAGUGGACUAAAUGGGUGUCAGGGACAUCUUUGCCUGCUUGGAUACCCCCCACAGAUCUUGCUGCGGCCAAUCUUAAUGUAGACACAACGUACAGACCCCACAUCCCCGUUAGCAAGCUAACCGUCUCGGAGGCGUAUGACACGUACAUAAGUCGGAGCCACCAGGUGACCAAAGACAUUUUGGCAUACUGCAAAAAUAAGGGAAAAAAUAUUCUGUUUGUGGGACAUGCUUCCUCUUUGGAGGCCUGCACUCGUCAGAUCCAGGGUCUUUCUCCCCAGAACCCUAAAGAUUUUGUGCAAGUAGUCCGAAAGAUUCCAUACCUGGGUCUCUGUGCCUGUGAGGAGCAGGGGGACUCGGGAGUCUGGCAGCUCGUGGAUCCACCAAUUCUUCCUUUAACUCAUGGGCCCAACCACAGCUUCAGCUGGAGAGAGACCUUACAGCAAGAAUGAUCUUAUCUGCAGGGUCAUUCCACAAGAGACUGAAAUGCUACCU
Rhinichthys klamathensis goyatoka is the source of this 2093-nucleotide messenger RNA. RefSeq names its product ubiquitin associated and SH3 domain containing Bb (gene ubash3bb). The transcript is spliced from 14 exons. Bases 122 to 2050 code for a protein of 642 amino acids. NCBI's taxonomy places the organism in Eukaryota, Metazoa, Chordata, Actinopteri, Cypriniformes, Leuciscidae. Gene Ontology annotation, molecular function: protein binding. The record is from RefSeq and is a predicted model, not a curated record.